AUUUGUGAUUGACAGCUAAAGUGGGCGUGUCUAGAGCGACUGGCCACUCAGGAGGUCGUAUGAUGAUCAAGUGUGAACAUCCUCAACACAAAACCAAGCCAAAAUACAUCUGUAAAGAAUCAGACGGAUGUUCAGAGAGGAAGAAUCCAGGAGUUCAGGAUGAAUGGGUGGAGAAUGGAGAUGUUUCUUUAUAUGACGACACCAGAGCAGGAGUCUUGAUGGUGUUUUUUAGAGAGCUGAAAACUGCAGAUGCAGGAACAUACAGAUGUGGAGUGAAUGUGUCUCACUAUACUGAGAGCUUCACUGAACUUCAGCUGGACGUCAGAGACGGUGUAAAAUAUCCAAAGACAAAGACUGAAUCUGCUCAUCUUGGUGAAGAAGUCAACAUCACCUGUCAGAUCCCAGAGGAACAUAAAGUUUAUUUCUGCAAAGAUGAUGAUGAUCACAUCUGUCAAAACAUCAGCACAUCUGCAGUGACAGAAAUGAGUCCUUCAUCUGAGAGAAAUGAAGAGAGAGUUUUUACAGUGAGCAUCAGUAAUGUGAGUGUGAGAGAUGCUGGAGUUUACUGGUGUGGAGCAGAAACCAGAGACACACAUUUGACUUUCAUCUCCCUGACCACCAAAAUUCAGCUCGACCUCUUCAUGGCUCCAGUAGUGAGACGUGAAGGAGAAUCUGCUGAGAUCUUCUGCCCUUAUGAUUCAAUCUAUAAAUCAAAGUCAAAGUUUCUCUGUAAGGGGAAGUGCUCCACUAGAGAUAGAAAUACUCUCAAUGAGACUGUGAGAGAAGAGAAAGACACCAAGACUGACAGAUUGACUCUGAAUGAUGACGUCACUGCAAGUGUCUUCACUGGGACCAUCACUGGACUGACAGCAGAGGAUGCUGGGAAAUACUGGUGUGCAGUGACAUUAGAGAGAGACGUGAAUUAUCUUUACACUCAUCUGAUCGUCAUCAUGAACGAGGAGCUGAACUUGACUAAGUAUGAAGGAGACGACAUGUCAAUCCAGUGCAAACAUCAUGAUGAACUUCAGAAAUGCUUCUGCAAAGCACAUGAACCCUCUGUGUGUGUGAAGGAUGGAGUUUCAUUGGAGAAGAUCAGAGAUGAUCGAUUCUCUUUCAGUGAUGAAGCUUCUACUGGAGUCUUUACUGUAAACAUCACUGAUCUGAGAGAAGAGGAUUCUGGGAUAUACUGGUGUGGAGCUCACAUCACCACUAAAGUCAAUCUCACUGUUAAUAUUGAUUUCUCUUUGAUCAACAUUAUUUCUUUGUGUUUGACUCUGCUGCUGAUUGGAGGAUUCAUUGUGACUCAGUGUUUAUUAAGAUGA
This is a messenger RNA of Rhinichthys klamathensis goyatoka, 1322 nucleotides long. Its product is annotated as polymeric immunoglobulin receptor-like. NCBI's taxonomy places the organism in Eukaryota, Metazoa, Chordata, Actinopteri, Cypriniformes, Leuciscidae. The record is from RefSeq and is a predicted model, not a curated record. The coding region runs from base 60 to 1322 and encodes 420 amino acids. The transcript has 5 exons.